AUUCGUCUGGCUCUGUCCGGGGUGCUGAACAGCUCAGGGUGCUGGGCUAAGUGUGAAGCUGCUGUCGUUCUCACUCAGUAGUUCUUAUGUCCUCCGCUGCUUUGUCCGGCUGGUAGUGAGUGUGGUGCGCUCCAAAGAACGAGUGUGUGCCGCUCGGACAUGUCGGAGAAGGGGGAUGGGAUGGCAGUAGUCAGUGUAAGAAAAUGAUUUCAAAGGUCACUUACUGAGCCAGCAAGCCAACUGAUCAGAGAGACCACACUUCAGCAUAAAAAUGAGCCAAGACAAUACAGAGACACGAACACGAACCCGCUCUAAAGGCAUCCGGGUGUUAUCAGAACUUGCGGGACAGGAGAUGAAGCAGGAGUUGAGUAGCAGCUGUCCCACCCCUGGAUGUGACGGCAAAGGCCAUGUCAGUGGAAGAUACUCCCGACACAGAAGUGUACUGGGAUGCCCAAUUGUGAAGAAAAGGAAACUAGAGGAGGCUGAGGCUGAGGCUGAGGAGAAUCAAUCUGCUCCCAAACGAAGGAACCAACCAGCCAACCAGGCAGUAGAUGAUGGCUUCACUGCAGACAGUGAAGAAGAGGAGGAACAAAAAGAGAACGAAGAAGAGGAGGAAGAAGACCUUAAAGAGAAGAAAAAGGACAAAACAAAAAAAGGGCUAGAAUCAGCAGACUGCUCACUGGUGACAUCACAGGAAUCAGAAACAUCAGAAACUGCAGUUUAUCUUGUGGCUGAAGACAGCAACAAUCAAAGCAUCACCUCUGAGACUGGGUAUGAAGCUAGAAGUGACAAAGCUAGUGAGGAAGUGAAGCAGGUAACGCUCUAUGAUGAUGAUCAUCAUCAGGAGGAAACAGAAACAAAAAAGGAGGAGAGUCAGCUGGUGACGAAAGACCACUCGUCAGAGCGACCUCAAGAAGAAGCUGGGAUUACUGAUUUUAAAAACACAAAAGAGGAGGAUGAGGAAGAAGAAGAAAAGGAAAAGGAAAAGGAAGAGCAGCAAGACACGCAAGAAAAUACUGUAGAGGUGAGGCAGGCAGAGACACAGAUGAUAAACCAGAAAAACUCUGAUCACCAGUACUCCAGUGGCGAUUAUAACCAUCAGGCCAAAGAAUCAAUAGAGGUGCAGAGUAAGAGGGAGGACCAAGAGGAGGAAGAGGAAGAAGAGGAAGAAGAGGAAGAAGAGGAAGAAGAGGAAGAAGAGGAAGAAGAGGAAGAAGAGGAGGAAGAGGCGGAAGAAGCGGAAGAAGAUGAGGGAGAGGCGAAGGAGAUCCACCAAGAGGUUGACACUCCUUACACAUUGAGUCCACACACUCAAAGCCUCGGAUCAAAUGCCGAGGUGUCACUGAGGAGAAAAAAAGCCAUCACCCCCCUGACUGAGGAAGAGGAGGAGAGAGAGGAAGAGGAGGAUGGGAGGCAGGGGAAGGAAGCAUUAGAGGUGGUGGAGGACGAAGAGGAGGACCAAGACUCGAGCAGAGCCUCUCUGACUACAGUUGUUAUUGAAGUCCACUCUGACGAGGAGGAGGAGGAGGAGGAGGAGGAGGAGGAGGAGGAGGAGGAGGAGGAGGAGGAGGAAGAGGAGGAGGAAGAGGAGGAGGAAGAAGAAGAAGGAGGGGAGCAGGAUCGUGUCUCAGAAGGCUCAGGAAUCACGGACGACUCAGAGAACUGGGAUAUGACUCGGGGGAACCUGGGGCUGUUGGAGCAGGCCAUUGCCCUGAAGGCUGAAGAGGUGAAGGGGAAUCACGAGCCACAGAGUUCCCCAGAAUAUCAACCAUACAGCAGCUCCAGCAAGGGCUCUGAGCCUGGAGCUGUGGCCCGACGCACCACUCACUACAGCAAAGAGAAGAAGGAAGUGAAGUGUCCGACCCCAGGGUGUGAUGGGACCGGUCAUGUGACUGGACUGUACCCUCACCAUCGCAGUCUAUCUGGAUGUCCUCACAAAGAUCGAAUCCCUCCAGAGAUUCUGGCCAUGCAUGAGAACGUCUUGAAGUGUCCGACUCCUGGCUGCGCAGGCCAGGGUCAUGUCAACAGUAACCGCAACACACACCGCAGUCUCUCCGGCUGCCCCAUCGCAGCAGCAGCUAAACUGAACAAGACCCAGGACAAGCAGGUUCAUUUACAAGCUGCAGCCAGUGAACCCUCUUCCAACUCAGACAGAGUGCUCAGGCCCAUGUGUUUUGUGAAACAGCUGGAGAUCCCUCAGUAUGGCAGCUACCGGCCCAAUACAGUGACCACCACGCCUCGAGCAAACCUGGCCAAGGAGCUGGAGAAAUACUCCAAGGUGUCAUUUGACUAUGCAAGCUUCGAUGUUCAGGUGUUUGGAAAACGUAUGCUCAUUCCAAAGACACCCGGCACCGCUGAAACAUCACCUAAAGCCUUCAAAUCUAAAUCAUUCCCCAAGGCCUCUUCCCCCAGUCACAGUGUGUCUGGAGGAUUUUCCAAGAGUGCCUCAUCCUCCAGUGGUUAUGACUAUAGCCAGGAUGCAGAGGCAGCCCACAUGGCAGCAACAGCAAUCCUCAACUUGUCCACCCGCUGCUGGGAGAGGCCGGACACUCUAAGUGCCAAGCCCAUGGAUCCCUGCACCAAGGAAUCAGACAUUGAAGUGGAUGAAAAUGGCACUUUGGACCUCAGUAUGAAGAAGACCAAGAGGGAGGGCGUCCAGUCUCCAGAGCCUUCAUCCUCAUCUUCGUCCUCUCAGCACACUGGAGCUACCUUGUCUCAGAGCCACAAUCAGCCAGAGUGGGAGGGGGCGCUAGACUUUACCAAACCAAGUGGAGUCAAAGAGGAAGACCACGAAGAGGUGGAAUACUCAGCUCCCUCAUACACUUCCUCUGAUGGUGAGGAAGAACAGGACAACCUGAAGGACAGGAAGUACCCUGGUGAGGUCACCACAACCAGCUUCAAGGUCAAGUUCCAGCCCAAAGACAGCAAAAAGGACACUCUUGUAUGUCCCACCCCAGGCUGUGAUGGCAGUGGACACAUUACUGGAAACUACGCGUCACAUAGAAGUCUGUCAGGCUGUCCUCUUGCCGAUAAAUCACUUCGGACCCUCAUGGCUGCCCACACAGCUGAACUAAAGUGUCCAACUCCAGGUUGUGAUGGAUCGGGCCACAUCACUGGAAACUAUACAUCACAUAGAAGUCUGUCUGGUUGCCCUAGAGCCAAGAAGAGCGGAAUCAAAUCAACCCCAACCAAGGAUGACAAGGAAGACUCUGAGCUGUUGAGGUGUCCAGUUCCUGGCUGUGACAGUCUUGGCCACAUCAGUGGAAAGUACGCCACUCAUCGCAGUGCCUAUGGCUGUCCGCUGGCGGCACGUCGGCAGAAGGAAGGUCUUAUUAACGGCACGCCCUUCUCCUGGAAGUCCUUCAAGACUGAAGGGCCCACCUGCCCGACGCCAGGCUGUGACGGCUCUGGCCACGCUAACGGCAGUUUCCUGACACACCGCAGUCUGUCAGGUUGUCCUAGAGCGUUGGCCAACAAGAAGAGAGCAAAGUUCCCUGGAGACGAGUACAUCACUGCAAAGUUCAGAGCAAGUGAUGUUUUGGACAACGAUGAGGACAUAAAGCAGCUCAACCAGGAGAUCAAUGAGCUGAACGAGUCCAACUUAGAAAUGGAGACGGAUAUGAUGAACCUACACACUCAGAUCUCUUCAAUGGAGAAGAACCUGAAAACCAUGGAGGAGGAAAAUAAGCAGAUUGACGAGAGGAACGAGGCCUUGUUCCUGGAACUAUCUGGCCUGAGUCAGGCCCUGAUCUGCAGUCUGGCCAACGUCCGCCUGCCCACCAUGCAGGAGCCGCUGUCAGGGCAGAACUUCGACACCUAUGUGGAAACGCUGACUCAUAUGUUUACCAACAAAGACUGCUACCAGAACCCUGAAAACCGCGCCCUGCUAGAGUCCAUCAAUCAGGCCGUAAAGGGCAUUGAGGUGUGAUGGACAGGAAAGCAAGGGGGGGGGGGG
Molecule: messenger RNA, 3955 nt
Organism: Platichthys flesus (European flounder)
Lineage: Eukaryota; Metazoa; Chordata; Actinopteri; Pleuronectiformes; Pleuronectidae
Gene: myt1a
Product: myelin transcription factor 1a
Exons: 23
Coding region: 272-3928 (1218 amino acids)
Biological process (GO): regulation of transcription by RNA polymerase II
Cellular component (GO): nucleus
Molecular function (GO): RNA polymerase II cis-regulatory region sequence-specific DNA binding; zinc ion binding; DNA-binding transcription factor activity, RNA polymerase II-specific
Source: RefSeq, a predicted model, not a curated record